This is a messenger RNA of Cooperia oncophora, 360 nucleotides long. The record is from the annotation of a GenBank genome assembly. Lineage: Eukaryota; Metazoa; Nematoda; Chromadorea; Rhabditida; Trichostrongylidae.
AUGCUACCCAUAUAUUGGUAUUGUUUUCUUCAGGUAUUGUCUUCGCAGAGAGAGAAGUUCAAAGAGCUUAUGGCUCUGAACAGUAGCCUGUUAGUAUCCGAAUCAGCUGAAGGCAUUGUCAAGAAAGAAACCCUCAAAGAGAUUAGUAUGCAGCUUCUAGAAAGUCAACGUGCUCUACGCGACUCGCAAGGAAAUGAAGUGUCAUCCGGUGGCAAUCACUGUGGACGUCAUUAUACUCUUUCUUAUCACUGCCCAAUAGGGAGAAUUACGGAUGAAAUGGAAGUAGAUUAUGGCUCAAUGGGGUCAUUGCUGAGGUGUGGCUGGAGACAGACGUACUUCGCUUCCCAGCUGAAGAAGUAA